AUAUAGAGCCUUUCACAAAGCGGGAUGCUCCAGUGAAGUGCUUCUGGUGUGGGACUGAGCAAGCUGGAAAUUGAAGCUAAGGCAACAUCUGAUUCAAAAUACAAAGCGAGCAUGGCGUCAAAGUGUCCAAAAUGCGAAAAGACUGUCUAUUUCGCUGAAAAGGUAACAUCUCUGGGGAAGGACUGGCACAAGUUCUGCCUGAAGUGUGAACGCUGUAGCAAAACCCUGACAGCAGGAGGCCAUGCGGAGCAUGAUGGGAAACCCUUUUGUCAUAAGCCCUGCUAUGCUGCCCUCUUUGGGCCCAAAGGUGUCAACAUUGGGGGUGCAGGUUCUUAUGUGUACGAGGCACCCAGUAACCAAGACCCAGCCCUGACCACUGUAGACUCUGCACCUAAACCUGAAGAAAAGCGGGUCCCAGCACCCAGCAGGCCUCCUUCUAAAGCUGGAAGCAUCACCACCUUUUCUGGGGAGGCAAAUAUGUGCCCCAGGUGUAAUAAGAGGGUCUACUUCGCCGAGAAGGUGACGUCUCUGGGGAAAGACUGGCAUCGGCCCUGUCUGCGCUGUGAGAGGUGCAGCAAGACCCUGGCUGCAGGGGGUCAUGCAGAGCACGAUGGCCAGCCCUACUGCCAUAAACCAUGCUAUGCUGUCCUGUUCGGGCCAAAAGGAGUGAACACAGGUGGUGUUGGGAGCUACAUUUAUGACAAGGAGGUUAACACAGAGGCCCAGCCAUGAGCUUGCAUCCUUAAAACUCCCUCUGCACUACAGUCACACACAUCACCACUACAAAAACACUUCCAGGCCCACACACACAUUCUCCAUCACAUUCCCCAGCCUCCAGGCACACAGACUGAGAGCAGUGCCAACAUGGACAUCUAUGGAAACCUCAGGCCACAUAACACUUACUGACCUUUGUCCCACUUUCUGCUUGUUACACAGAUAUACUGUUAGUCAGAGCAUCCUGUUCUGGUGUAUGGUAAUCUAUUUAAACAUUUUAUAAAUAGACCUUUACGUAUGUUACUAGUGUCAAUGUCACUCUUAAAGCACUAUGGUCUGUAUGGUGGUUUUUACAGAUGAAUGUAAUGAAAUGUGUAAAAGGAAAAAAAGUAUUAGAUAUAAAGGAUUUGGGUUUUUAAUAGCUUACUGACAGGCAGAUUGGUCUCGCUUCUCCAGCCUCUUUGCUCAGGUGCAGCGCGGCAAUAUUUAAGUAAAUAAGUCUACCAUAAAUCCACAAAUGUUCACCAACCCAGGUUGCAGCGUUUCUAAUUCAACAAAGAUGUGGGAAAAUAAAGGGUCAAACCUGUUUUUACGAUAGAAACCAAACCAAAUCUCCAAGAGCUAGAUGAGUGUCGUGGCUUUGUGAAGGGUCUCUAAUGACCAAGUAGCUAAGACUGGCAUUGUAGUAACUUACAAUUUUCACUUAUGUUCAGCUAAAAUGUAUCAAUCAUUUGUUUAAAGUAUUACAUUAACGUGUGCAGAAUGUUCACAAAUGACUUGCAUGAAAACACAUUACCCGUAAGAAUGAACUAAAAGGAAGCUUUAAAUUGAACUUUAAUGACAAUGCAUUCUUUUGGAAUGUGCUUUAGUACUUAAGGACUGUUACCGAUUGUAGGAUUUAUUUUUAGUCGGUUAAAAAAAGAAAAAGAACAAUGCUUCCAUUCAAGUCCUGCUGUUUCUGUGUUCUUAAUAAAUUUGUAUACAAAUUUU
Molecule: messenger RNA, 1704 nt
Organism: Silurus meridionalis
Lineage: Eukaryota; Metazoa; Chordata; Actinopteri; Siluriformes; Siluridae
Gene: crip2
Product: cysteine-rich protein 2
Exons: 8
Coding region: 112-732 (206 amino acids)
Source: RefSeq, a predicted model, not a curated record